AUGACAAGUUUUGAAAUAUUUGUUUAUGCUGAAGAAAAUUGGAUAGUAUCAGCAACAAUCUAUAUAUCCAUUAGUACAUUUUUUUAUAUACCAAAUAUAUUAAUUUUAAUUUUUACAAGUACAAGAUCAAAAAUAAGAACUGAUACAUUUCGUGUUAUUGUUACAGCAACUAUAACAUCAAUUAUGUCACUUUUUUUAUAUACAUUAUGUGCAUAUUUAUGGUGGUUUAGUUAUAUUACUGAAACAAGAAUACCUUUAAAAUUGUCAAAUACCAUAUGUCAGAUAAGAUUUCUUGGACAAAAUCUUAUAUUUGCUGUACCAUUUGUUGUCUCUGUUUGGAGGUUUAAUAUUUUAAUCACAAAAUUAACCUAUAAUUUUAUUUAUUAUAUUUUAUUAUUUUUUAUAUCUAUGUGUCCUACAAUUUAUUCAUUUUUAGAUUCAGUUGUUAUAUCAAAUUCUGUUCAAGUUAAUGAUAUAUUUUCAUAUAAUAUAGCAUACACUUCACCAUUUAUAUCAUUUUUAUAUUUUACUACACAAAUAUUAUGCCCAUGUAUAUCAUUAUUAUUAAGUUAUCUUAUUCUUGCAAAAGUAAGAAAACAUAUUAAAAUGACUCAAAAAAUUACAGGAACCGAUAAUCAUAUGAAAUAUUUAACAUAUUCAUUGAUAAUCAAUUCAACAUUACCUUUAAUUGGUGGAACACCAAAUUUUAUAUGUUACACAUUAUUUUCAUUUGGGUUUACAAUUAAGAGAAUAUAUUGGAAUUUUUCUGAGGCCAUGGUAUUAUUACUGGGUGGUAUGACACCAUUAUUAAUGAUUGCUUUUUUACCAUCUUUUAAAUCACAAUUGAUAUCAUUUUUAUGUUGUAAAGAAAAUCAGAUUAUGAAUGUUUCUCAAUUAAUAACUGCAACUACUCCUGCUAAACUUAAAAGUACUUUUAGAAGUAAACGUAUAAAUUAA
Strongyloides ratti is the source of this 957-nucleotide messenger RNA. RefSeq lists its product as hypothetical. NCBI's taxonomy places the organism in Eukaryota, Metazoa, Nematoda, Chromadorea, Rhabditida, Strongyloididae. The transcript has a single exon. The coding region runs from base 1 to 957 and encodes 318 amino acids. The record is from RefSeq and is a predicted model, not a curated record.